Molecule: messenger RNA, 2655 nt
Organism: Colletotrichum chrysophilum
Lineage: Eukaryota; Fungi; Ascomycota; Sordariomycetes; Glomerellales; Glomerellaceae
Exons: 1
Coding region: 1-2655 (884 amino acids)
Source: RefSeq, a predicted model, not a curated record
AUGACGGUUAAGGGCAGAAGUUCCACGCUCUGUGAAUGGGCUCUUGGAGUCAGCGUAGAGGAGUAUUGCGACUCAGUUCAGCGGCGCAGGCGCAAGACAUCGAUUGGCCGACAGCGCAUCAGCGUCGAGAUCUCGACUGACGAGGAGUCUGAAGAGGACACCGUCAAGAUCACAUAUCCACGCGCCGGGAGCAAGAGCUCUGCUGCCCGACCAUCCAAUAUCAAGAAGGUGCGCUUUCAGGGAGCACCCAAGCCCGCAUUGAAAGCGGCCGAUUCAGACGCCGAAUCUUCAGGUGAUUCAGAACCCGAUCCGGACUGCAAGUGCCGGGACUGUAAGAUAGGGCGCAGGAGACUAAGAAAGGCAGGAAAAGGCGACAAGGAGAAGGCUGCUGAGGCUGAAACCUCUGAAGAGGAGUCCAAGCCAAACGAAAAGAAGAAGUCGAAGGUCGACAAGAAGAGCAAGAAGGUAAUCGAAUCAUCAUCGGAGAGCGACGACAGCGAUGCUGAGACGACAGAGACCGAUACAGAGACCGAGGAUGAGGCAUCGCCGCCUCCUAAGAAGACAAAGGACAAGAAGGAGAGCAAGAAGAGCGCGAAUAAAUCCAAGGAAACGGCCGCAGCAGACGUCGAGCCUAACAAUGUUGGCCCGACAAAGAAGGAGCGAGCCAAGAAGAACGACACGAAGAAAGAAAAGGCCAAGAAAGCUCGCGAGCCCGAGAAAUUGAGACCCGAGGCCGCCUUACCUCCCAAUCUCCGCCGCCCAAACCUCAUCAUGCCCAUCCGAGCUGAGGUUCUACAGGUUGAGCAUGCCAUUGAAGGGGUUAAGGACCCCCGACCGAAUGCUUUCCAUGAUUCGCAGCACGGCGUCGUUCGAGUCUAUCACGGACCAGCAUACGGCAAUCCUUAUGGACUACUGUAUCCCGCGCGCGAUCCUUCCAAGGCAACUCUGCCUUUAGGCAUGCCUCAUCCAUUGCAGAACCCUUACUUCAACGGGUUUUCUAACACUGUGAAUCCUGGCGACAACCACUCCAAGAGCCAGUCGCCAUGGGGUGCUAUUCCAGUCACCUACAUGCCAGGAGGACCUCCGAUGAUGGCCCCGGUUGAUCCGAUGCAAAUGCCGCAGAUACCGCCUUACUGGGCUCCAGUGUCACCAGUCAAGAUUUCUUCAGUCAAAGGGUCACCGAAGAUGUCAGGGGCCAACCAGGCAGGAGACAGCAAAGAGAAGGGAUGGGAAACGAAUGUUGGUCCAGCGGGCGCCAAAGCUCCCUCCCCUGCAAAGAGCGCCAAGGUCCAGCCGUUGAACAACAAUGUUGCACCAGCCUCUCCCAUCAACAUCAGUCUGACUGUCAAUCCGAACACGCCUUGGGCCGAAUUUGCGAACACCGUCAGCAAGAAGUCUAGUCCCAAUAAAGACGGCUCACAAGCUGGGAGCAAGCAGGGAUCCAACAACGGGAGCAAGAAGUCUUGGGGGUCCAAGAAGACCACCGAUUGGCAGACUAUACCCAGUGGUCAGCACCCAGACCUCGGAUGGGGCACACCCGCGAAGAGUCAAGCGGGCAGCAACUCUGGGUGGCCCCAGACCACAGGAAGUAACUCUGCCUGGGGUCAAACUGGUGAUGGCAAUAAUGACGCUUGGGGAACGACAGGUGGUUCAGGAAGUAAUAGGAGCGGAUCAGGAAGCAACAAGAGUGGCAGAAGCAACAGCGGCUGGAACAAUUCUGGCAACGACCAGAAAAAUGACACCUGGAACGAUUCAGGCACUGGCCAACACAAUGACGGUUGGAACACGUCAGGAAACGACACCGGCAAUGAUCCUUGGGGCUCGUCAGGCAAUACCCAGGGCGAUGCUGCUCAGGGAGCUUCUGGCGGCGACAAUGUCUGGGGAGCGACGACAAACAACAAUACUUGGGGAGACUCGGGCAACAACAACGGAAACAAUAACCAGACAAUGAACACAGACGGCUGGGGAGCCUCUAACGGUAACACAGGCGACACCUGGGCUACAGGAGGCAAUUACAAUAAUUGGGCAACAGCCUCUAAUCAUUCGAACAGCUCGAAGAAGUCGAACAAAAGCAAAAACGGGGGAGGAAGCAACCGAAGCGCCAGUGGCAACCAGCAGCCACCUCCCAAUUGGGAUAAUCAGAGCAAUAAUGUCGGAUUUUCUGGACGGGUUGUCUCGAGUGGUUCCAACAACUCGCAUCAGUCACGAAAGAGCCAAGCACCGCCGUCGAACUCAGGUUGGGACAACAACGCUGGUCCUUCGACGAACAGCCCCGUCGGUAACGCCUCCAACAAGAGCAAUGGUUCAAAGAAGAGCUCCAAGAAGGGCUCAAACAAAGACGAUGCCUGGAAUGCUGGGAGCGGCGACAACAACCCAGCUUGGAUCGUCGACAACAAUACUGGACCGAUGACGGUUAGCCCCAACGCUUCCCAAACGUCAAAGAAGAGCGAGAAGAGUGAUAAGAAUGCCACGACGGCGGGUGAGGGCGGCGGAUGGGGGCCUGCUCCCGCUGGAGACGGCUGGAAUCCGACCGGCACCGAGAUGAGCAAGGGCUCCGGCAGCAGCAAGAGCAUGCCGGGCGCCUGGGACCCUACACCGCCUUGGGGUGAUACAAGCAUGGCGCAAUCUACCAACGGACUUGCGGAUACUUGGUAG